UUCUCGAAACUCCGUCUUCUUUAAUUCUCCUCACUUCAGAAUGAGGCAGUUCGGCCAAGCCAAGCUUCCUGCUUCUUACAUCUCCAGAUCAAGUUAUGUCAUUCAAGAUCGACAAGUAAAAGUUUCGAAGAAGCCGGUCACUCUGUCCGAGUUCUUAAACAGAAAGCUAGGAAAAACCAGAGGAAAAUUAUUACAGGAGAAGCAGAUUUCUAUUGGAUCACUUGGAUCUGAUAGGAAGGAGGUCGAUGGUAAACGGAAUGAAGAUGGAAGCAGAUUAAUGGCCGAUGAUGCAUUCUUCCGACAGUUUAAUAGGGCGUUAAAGGAGAAGGAUAGUUUCGGUAGUGAUGAGAAUGAGCAGAAGGGUUCAAGGAAAAGGAAAACACCGGUUGAGUUUUCUUCAGGGGAUACUGAUGGCCACCAAAAGCACUUAGUUGUUCUUGGAGAUGAUCCGAAGCCAAGGCCAAGGAUUCAACAAAAGCUUAUGGAUCAGAGUGGAAAAACAAUAUAUAAUCAUUAUGCCAGCGGCUGGGGAUGGUGGGAUGGUGACAAAGAAGGAAUUGACAGUGAGGAGGUGGGCUACAAUGAGGUAUGGGAGGGUGUGGGGAGCACUACACUUGGAGGUUUGGAGUGGCAUUGAUGAGAUUCAUGGGGGACUUUAUGUUAAAGGUCAGAACUUUUUUUCCUGCACAAUCUAACUUGUUGGACGCUUGUUAAGGGAUGUUAAUUUGCAUUAAUGGGAUCUGUUUGAAUUUGACAUGAAUUUGACAUGAAUUUGACA
Phalaenopsis equestris is the source of this 778-nucleotide messenger RNA. RefSeq lists its product as uncharacterized. Lineage: Eukaryota; Viridiplantae; Streptophyta; Magnoliopsida; Asparagales; Orchidaceae. The transcript is spliced from 5 exons. Bases 41 to 637 code for a protein of 198 amino acids. The record is from RefSeq and is a predicted model, not a curated record.